CAAAAAUGUUGUUCACAAUGCCAAACCCUGCACUCCGAUUAUGCACCGUCGUCUUACUGUUAACAUUAUCUUCGAUCAAACCUUAUUUGACGUGUCCUACAAUGAUGAAGAUUUCACGACUGGAAAGAAAUUACACGUCACAGACGCAUCAAAUUGAAAACCGAGAAACUUAUUUGACGUGUCCUACAAUGAUGAAGAUUUCACGACUGGAAAGAAAUUACACGUCACAGACGCAUCAAAUUGAAAACCGAGAAAAGUUAUCACAGAAGUAUCUACGCCUUGCAGAAGACUCUGGAUCCCAAUGGAGACAGAGACAAAGGUAUAUCGACAGAAAACUGGCCCAUCAAAACAAAACAAUUGGACUCUAUCUCAAAUGCCAACGUGAAUAUUAUGCAGCUAGUUUUUUAACGGAUGCCUAUGAAGGCUUGCUGGUGUUUAUGAAUAAAGCGAAAAGACUUUGUGGGGAUUAUGUCAAAGACUACGAAGGAUAUGUUUCACAGUAUCAAAAUCACUUCAAUUAUUUUAAAGGUCAGAGUCUGCAUCCCAUGUAUCGUAGGUGUACGGCUUAUCUGCCUAUACCAAUGAAUAUAGCCGUCGCGCAAACCACCAGAAUGCUAUAUUUCGAGUGCCUACGAGCUUCGAAGUAUAUCAAGCACAGUUUGAUCACUGACCAUUAUCAGAUCAUUGCUCAGGCAAUCGAAGAAAGCACCAAAAGACCUGAAAUCAGAAAAUAAU
Messenger RNA from Trichobilharzia regenti, 735 nucleotides. The record is from the annotation of a GenBank genome assembly. Lineage: Eukaryota; Metazoa; Platyhelminthes; Trematoda; Strigeidida; Schistosomatidae.